AUGUUUGCCUCUAAUAAUGCUUGCUUGGUGCCUGAUACUUUCUGGUUAAUUGGCAUCCCAGGCCUGGAGUCCUUGUACAUCUGGCUCUCCAUCCCCUUUGGCUCUAUGUACCUGAUGGCUGUGGUAGGCAAUGUGACCAUCUUGGCAGUAGUAAGGAUGGAACGCAGCCUCCACCAGCCCAUGUACUUCUUUCUAUGCCUGUUGGCCAUCAUUGACUUGGUCCUGUCAACCUCUACCAUGCCCAAACUGCUGGCCAUCUUCUGGUUUGGUGCCUGCAAUAUUGGCCUUAAUGCCUGCUUGACCCAGAUGUUCUUCAUCCAUUGUUUCGCCACUGUUGAGUCAGGCAUCUUCCUUGCCAUGGCUUUUGAUCGCUAUGUGGCCAUCUGUGACCCACUACAUCAUACCUCAGUACUUACCCAUAAACUAGUGGGCUAUUUGGGGCUGGCUGCCCUCCUCCGGGGAGUAUUCUACAUUGGACCCCUGCCCCUGAUGAUCCGCCUAAGGCUGCCCCUUUAUAGGACUCCAGUAAUUGCCCAUUCCUAUUGUGAGCACAUGGCCGUAGUUACCUUGGCAUGUGGUGACACAACAGUCAACAAUUUGUAUGGAAUGGGAAUUGGCUUCUUGGUAUUGAUACUGGAUUCAUUAGCCAUCACUGUGUCUUAUGUCAUGAUUUUCAGGGCUGUAAUGGGUCUGGCAACCCCUGAAGCAAGGCUUAAAACCCUGGGAACAUGUGGUUCUCACAUUUGUGCCAUCCUAGUCUUCUAUAUCCCCAUUGCUGUUUCCUCUCUUACCCAUCGGUUUGGCCAUCAUGUGCCUCCCCACAUCCAUAUCCUUCUGGCUAACUUUUAUCUCCUCAUUCCACCUAUCCUCAAUCCAGUUGUAUAUGCUGUCCGCACCAAGCAGAUCAGAGAGAGACUUCUACACAUUCUUAAGUCCGGAACUCAACCCAGGUGA
This is a messenger RNA of Chrysochloris asiatica (Cape golden mole), 954 nucleotides long. Its product is annotated as olfactory receptor 52M1-like. Gene Ontology annotation, molecular function: olfactory receptor activity; G protein-coupled receptor activity. The transcript has a single exon. Gene Ontology annotation, biological process: G protein-coupled receptor signaling pathway. Lineage: Eukaryota; Metazoa; Chordata; Mammalia; Afrosoricida; Chrysochloridae. The coding region runs from base 1 to 954 and encodes 317 amino acids. The record is from RefSeq and is a predicted model, not a curated record. Gene Ontology annotation, cellular component: membrane.